Messenger RNA from Oryctolagus cuniculus (rabbit), 4460 nucleotides. It is a transcript of the gene UFD1, whose product is annotated as ubiquitin recognition factor in ER associated degradation 1. The record is from RefSeq and is a predicted model, not a curated record. Gene Ontology annotation, biological process: ubiquitin-dependent protein catabolic process; ERAD pathway. Gene Ontology annotation, molecular function: polyubiquitin modification-dependent protein binding. Gene Ontology annotation, cellular component: VCP-NPL4-UFD1 AAA ATPase complex. Lineage: Eukaryota; Metazoa; Chordata; Mammalia; Lagomorpha; Leporidae.
UACGUCCCCCGCUCCGGGUCUCAGGUCCGGCGCUUCCGGUAGGCCUCCCAGGGCGUCCCGGCUUCAGGGAGGUGGCGGCGGCGGCUACUGUCUGCUGAGCCGUCGGCGGGCUUCCAUCGUAAGGUGGUGUGGGAGCAGCGGCGCCUGCAAAGCGGUGUUCAUCAUGUUCUCCUUCAACAUGUUCGACCACCCGAUCCCCCGCGUCUUCCAGAACCGCUUUUCCACGCAGUACCGCUGCUUCUCCGUGUCCAUGCUAGCCGGGCCUAAUGACAGGUCAGAUGUGGAGAAAGGAGGGAAGAUAAUUAUGCCGCCCUCGGCCCUCGAUCAACUCAGCCGGCUUAACAUCACUUACCCCAUGCUGUUCAAACUAACCAACAAGAACUCGGACCGAAUGACGCACUGCGGUGUGCUGGAGUUUGUGGCUGACGAGGGCAUCUGCUACCUGCCCCACUGGAUGAUGCAGAAUCUGCUGCUGGAGGAAGGGGGCCUGGUUCAGGUGGAGAGCGUCAACCUGCAAGUGGCCACCUACUCCAAAUUCCAGCCGCAGAGUCCCGAUUUCCUGGACAUCACCAACCCGAAAGCCGUGUUAGAGAACGCGCUCAGGAACUUUGCCUGUCUCACCACCGGGGACGUGAUUGCCAUCAACUACAACGAGAAGAUCUAUGAGCUGCGGGUGAUGGAGACCAAACCAGACAAGGCCGUGUCCAUCAUCGAGUGUGAUAUGAACGUGGACUUUGAUGCACCUCUGGGCUACAAAGAGCCCGAGAGACAAGCCCAGCACGAGGAGUCGGCAGAAGGCGAGGCUGAGCACAGUGGCUACACUGGGGAGCUGGGCUUCCGUGCCUUCUCCGGCUCUGGAAACAGACUGGAUGGAAAGAAGAAAGGGGUGGAGCCCAGCCCCUCCCCACUCAAGCCUGGAGACAUUAAAAGAGGAAUUCCCAAUUAUGAAUUCAAACUUGGUAAGAUCACUUUCAUCAGAAAUUCACGUCCACUGGUCAAAAAGGUUGAAGAGGACGAAGCUGGGGGCCGCUUCAUCGCUUUCUCUGGAGAAGGACAGUCGUUGCGUAAAAAGGGAAGAAAGCCCUAAGUGGGGGCUGUCGGCUGACUGGAAAAUAAAGAAUCCGUUACAGCUUACUGGCUUUUGCUUACUGGCUCUCACCAGGGAGGAGACUCAGCAGAGAACACUCUGGUGUUAGGGUUUGAAAGAUCAGCUCUGACCUGGGCGUGCAGCAGCUGGGGUUCCCGCAGGCAGCCACUCCCUGGGGCCCCUCAUUUUCAGCCUGGGGCUGGGGGAGGGGCUCCCACUGCCUCCAGGGGAGCAGAGCUCCCUGAUUCCUGACAAAACCAUCACUCCAACUCGGGGUGCUGUUCCUCUUCCUUCCUUCAUUCUUUUCCCAGGUCGAUUGCCUCAGCCUUGGCUUUGGCCUAGAAAAAAAGUGGUUUCGCUAGUAAGAGCUGUGCUCUAUAAAAAAUGGCUAUUGCACUGCUUUGGCUGCAGUUUAAGAAUCUGAGAAAGGGUGUUCCUGCUUCUACUUUACGUAUUGAUUUUUUUCCCUCAAAUAUACCACUUCUCAGCAAGGAAACCCUGGUGUGAGUCAAGUUCACACUUUGAUUUUGAAUUUGUAUGGGGAGCAACUCCGUGGCCACACAGAUGUGAAUGUUAGAGUGGGUGAAUGCUAACGGUGAUGUUCCUCUUGCUCCUCCUUCCCUACACCUAUACCCCCCUCCCGAUUUUCAUCUAUUGCAUUGUCCAGGGUUCUGCCAACCUGUCUUUAUUUUUGACAACUAUUAAUCUGGUCUCAGAUCUUCACUUUCUAUAUAAUGUGAGUGAGAUCUUUUGACAUGCUGAUCCUAUCAUUUUGAAUUUGUUCCUUCCAAAUAAUUCUAAAUCAAGAAUAUCCAAUAAAAACAGGCAAAUGUGCAAAACCCGGAUUGUCUCUCUAUGUCUGAUUAGGUACUGACUCGGGUGAGUGGCUGACCAGGCGUUGGAGGCAGGCCCCAUGCAGCUGUCCCAUGUGCUGUAUGCUCCUGGGGCUUCUGCAAAACUCAGGCUCCUGGCCCCUGGGGUGGGUUGAUCCAGGCCAGCCAGAUGCCCUGGCUGGGGCUCCUGGCCACACUCGGGAGAGGGGAGGUGCCCUCUCCAGUUUCAGUCAGUGAGGAGCAGAGAUGGUCGCGCUGCUUCAGGCUCUGACCUCUGGUGCAGCUGCCACUUUGUCACUGACAGCGGCCAUUGCUGAUUCUGGAAGGCAUGAAGGCCUGCAGUGACCUCAGGGUCCCUAGCAGAGGUGGAAGCCCUCCUUGGUGGGUGGGGCGGCCUCCAAGUGCAGGAUUGCAUUGGCUGGCAAGUGGCCAUUUUGUGCAUAAUGAGUGGAGGUAGGCCGGGCCCUGGGUUUCUGUUUUCACCAUGCCACCCCUGCUGUGUGCAUGCAAUGAAACCCUCCCUUUUCCUUCCCUGGAGGCACAGUCCCCUUCCUGGGCAGGGGGAGACCCCACUGUUGGGCCGUUUAGCUUUGGCCCUGGAUGUUACUGCUGCAGCUUUCCUCUCUGUCCUCUCCGGCACUUGGACAGUGAGGUAGCACGUCAACAGCCAGUCUCGUGGUAAAACCACAGCUUCCGGGGACCAGCGCUCUGGCACAGUAAGUGAGCCCCUGGCUGCCCCACUUCUGAUCCAGCUCUCUGCUGAUGGCCUGGGAAAGUGGUGGAAGAUAGCCUAAGUGCUUGGGCCCCUGCAUCUGCAUGGGAGACACAGAAGCAGCUCCUGGCUCCUGGCUUAGGUUCAGCCCAGCUCUGGCCAUUGUGGCAUGAACCAGUGGAUGGAACACCUUUCUCUACGUAACUCUACCUCUCAAAUACAUCUUUAAAAAACAAACAAACAAAAAAACCCACAGCUUCCCAAGCCACCUUCCAUGUUGCUCCUGGGGUUUCCCCAGCCAAUGGUUCUGUUCACAGAUGUGGGAGACCCACAGCACGGGUGUCCCGGGGAGCUUCUACACGCCCGGCCCCUUCUGUACUUGGCCUCAUUGUCUCUGUGCUGAUGGCCCACACCCUCAGGAAAGCAACCCUGGCCACCCCAGCUGUGCCAGACAGCCAGCUCCGGCCAGCUCUGAUGGCCCUUGGUCCCAGGACAUGCGUCACGCCCAAACAGCCUCGGUCACUUUGCGAGCGCCACUCUACCCUGAGUGGACACCAUGGCGACACCACUGCAGCUGAAGACCUAGGGGGUCAGCUGGCGCAGAGUUGAGCUGUAUGUGUUUGCAGAAAUAAAUCGGAUCUUUGAGGUCAAGGAAGAUAACAAAGCUGCCAAAAAGAUCUGGCCUGAACCAUAUCCUUGCAGCCAAAUCAACGUGGCUUCGCUGCCCCCAACGCCCGCUGGUCACCAGGCAGGUGGCUGCUGCCGGCCUCGGGACACGCCCUCUCGCCCGCCCCCUCUGGGGACCCGCCUCUUCGCACGGCCCCGCCCCCGGCUGUGAUUGGCUGUUUAGUACAGGCGUGCUGAUUAUUGGUGCCUUUCAAGGAGGCGAGCGAGGAGUUCGUCGUAGUAUCUUGGAGUUAUUGGCUCUUCUGUCCAUCCAUCAGCCGGCGCCGGCUUUCUUCAUGCCUCAUUGGCUGACGGGUGAAAGCGGGGAUUUGGUAGUGGCCCAGACAUGGCUGACGGCGGCGGCGGCUGGCAGCGAUCCCUCUGUGAGAGUGAGCGGGCGCGGGUCCAGGCCGCACAGAAGCACGCCCUGGUGUGGACUCCGAGGCAGAGCCCUCCUGCAGACUGGCACCUCCCUCUGCCACAGGAGGAGAAGGACGAGUGACGGGCACCCCUCCACCCUCGGCUGGUGUGGCUUCAUUGGAUCUGUGACCAACCCCGUCUAGUGGGUCCUGCCUCCUCCCUCCCGGCUCGAGACACAGAGUGGGACGCAGGCAGCCCGACCUGUCCACUCUUCACUGCCUCAGCGCUCCCGCCACUGCAAUGCUCUGAAAGUCAAGUGCACCCACCCCACAGCUUCCAGGAAGCCAAGCACUGUGGCAGGUACCUGGCCCCUUCCAUCCCCGCCCCCAGAGAUGGCAGUCCUCAAGGCUAGGAGUCUCAGGCAAACCCCUGGCGGGGAGUCCUGACCUGUGAGGACCCACAUAGGUGGGCCAGGAUGAGGUUGCUAAACAGAGGUGCUGCUGUGAGCGCCUCUCCCUGUCCUUGGGGCACAGGCUACCAUGCACCAGGCUUGGUGACUCCCAUGUGUGGCCAGCUGCUGGCCAAAAAGCAUGGCACGCCCAUUCUGCUCGGCUCCACUGGUGCCUCUGCACCAACGUGCUUCCCCCCAGAACAUACCACCUUGCAUGGAAAAAAGACACUUGGCUUAAGAAAUCCAAGCCCAAGACAUGGGGUUUAGGUCUCCUUUCUUUAAAAUCUCCUCCCUGGGCAUUAGUGUAUUGUGUAUUAGUGUAUCAGAUUCCAAAUAAAAGCUGAAAAUUAA